CUCUAUCUCUCUCUUCUCUCUUUUCUCUGUUUCGGAUUUGCUCUGUUUUUCUCUCUGUUCCGGAUUUGCUCUGUUUCACUCUGUUCUUGAUUUGUUCUGUUUUUCUUGGGUUUAUUCUGUCUCUGUCUUAUCUUUUUCUUCUAGACAAGAACAAUCAAAUGGAAUCUACUGAACUACACGACAUAGAUUUCAUUUCAAAUCCUUUUACCUCCUUUUCUGAACCAACUUUCUUCACUCCAACCACAAGCUCUCUCCGACCCGACUUCGUAUCCGACGAACCGGAUUCACCAAAGGCAAAAAACGAAGACGAAGAAGACGAGUACAUCACCGAGUUGACUCGCCAGAUGACUAACUAUAUGCUUCAAGACGAUGAAAAGCAUCAAAAGUCUUGUGGUAGUGGCUCUGGCUCGCCGCAAUCGACUCUCUGGUCACCAUUUGCUUCAGGAUUAAGCAGUCCAAUAGGCCCUUCCCGUGAACCAUCGCCGCCACUAACUCCGGCAACGGUACCGGUGGAGAAAAUCAUGACAAAGAUUGAUACAAAACCAGUAACGAUCCCUUUUCAAUCAAAACAAGCUCUAAUCGAUGACCAGAUCCGAUCCAUUCAAGCAAACGUGAGCUCAUCAUGUUUUCUCAUUUAUUAUUUUACUCAGAAUCUUCUUUUUAAAAAAUUCCGUCGGUUAUAUUAUCAACGGUUCAGAUUUAAUCUAGGGUUUGUUUCCACCGUUGUUUUAUUAUUUUAAGAAUUGAUUUUUCUAAACAGUUCCAGAAGAUUAAAAAGGAGAAAGAGAAAGAGAGGCAACGCAACGCUGACGUUUUGGGGCACAAAGCAAGAAACUACCACCACCUCCACCAGAACCAGAGACCUAGGUCAGGCGUUAAGGCGGUGUUUGUUGACGGGUCGGGUUCAAGAACCGGGUCGGGUGGUACCGGAGUGUUCUUACCGCGUGGUCAUGGUACCGUUGUGGAGUCACGCAAGAAAUCAGGUUAGAGCCUAUAGUAGUUAUGCAAAUUAGUUUAUCAUCAUUACACUUUUUCUCUUCAUUCCGUUAUCAAUUUUUGUUUUUGGGUUUUCCAAAAAAAAUAAUCUAGUGGUUUUCAUGAAGGUUACGUAUGAUAAAGGACAAAACAUUUUAAAUAAAAAUAGGAUGACGUCAUCUAACAUUUAAUCAAAAUACUUUGAGAUUCCACUUUGUUUUUUUUGGGGGUUGACAAAGUUCGAAUCUUGUAUAGUAUUAAGAUAUUUCCUAGAUAAUUUCAUAAUUGUUUCUUUAAGAUAACAAUUAAACCACUGAAUAUGUUAGAAUUAGAGUUUGUUUUCGAUAAGUAGUUCGACAAUCGACAUAAGAUUAUGUUUAAAUUAGUGUUGGUAAAUCUUUAUGGGGUCUACGAGAAGGAUAAGAUUUCAUUACCUUGCCAUACAUUAGCAUAGUGUUGGAAUCGAAUUUUUGAUUUUGCACAGAUUCCAUUCUUUCUGUUGUGAUAAUCUUUAGUCAAAUCUGUUUUUGUUUUUUUCGAUUUAACUGACACUUAAGUGUUAGAAGAAUCUUAAAGAGUUGUGACAUAAAAUAAUGUGAAUGGUUAUUAGUUGGGUUAAGGUCAGGUUGGGUUAAGUUUAGCUGAUUGAGUAAAAGCUCAAAACUCAAUUAUUUAGGACAAAAAUUAUAUUAUAGUAAGAAUCUUGCGUACAUUAUUACUUUGUUUGACUGAGUAAGAUUCCAAAGAUUCCUUGUCACCAAUUAAUCUAUUGUGUGGCUAUUGGUUUGACAGAUACACCCUCCUAAAUUAGAAUCUUCCCUCAACUAGUUGGUCCCCAUUUGUCUCCCUUUCACUAUCAACAAAAAUAAACUAUUUAGGUUCAAAAAUCAAUCUAAAUCAUUUAUUUUCUUAUAAGACCCCACUAGUUUCAUUCAAUAGGUGGAUUAUAAUCUUAGAUAACCUAGAUAUUUAUUCAUUUUGUGAUUCUUUAUUUGUUACCGUUCGAUCAUUGACAAUUACCCAAGGCUAUAAACCAAACCACAUAGUGUUAACUUUGUUUCUUUCUAAAUAUAGUAUUAUAUUCGAGUCCCGUAUUAGAUAGAAACUUAAAAUUCUCACACCCACAUGUAGCACUUACCAGGUUUGUUGAUGAUGUUCUUUCAACACAAAGGAUUAUACUUAACAACUCUCAAGAUUAAAGAUUUUCUGACAAUUUCAUUUUCAAGUCUUAACCGUUACCCAAUCUAGGAGUCGGUGAGUUUGUCUACUAAAUAUCAACCACCAUUUUUUUUAGAAAUCAUUCUUGUUUUAUCAUCAUAUGUUUUGACGUGGCUUGGAUAUUGGUGGGUGGUGGUGGUGGUGACAAUUUACUAUUUAUUGUACUGUUUGUAUUCAGAUUUGUUGUCGUUCGAUGAAACUGAUGUUUCAACCAAACAGUUUUAUGAGUUGUUACUCUGAAAUUGCCUAACCGGUUUAAGUUUGGUUAGAUGUAGUUUUGGUUUUGGUUUUGACUUUUGUGUAUGGAAAUAAAUUGGUUGCAGGAUGUUCAACAGUAAUAAUACCAGCAAGAGUAGUUGAAGCCUUGAAAGUUCACUUUGACAAAUUGGGUGUUCCUUCUACAUUCUCUUCUGAUAUCCCUCCUUUUCAUGAUGCAUUGUUGGUGUCCAUGAACAACAAAAAGAUCAAAAGUAACAAAAAUACUUCAUUAUCUCGGGUACAAAGUGGAUCACCGUACGAAAUGGAGAUGUCGGCAGAGAGCCACCAAGAACCACCGGCGGAUUUGCCACAGGAAUGGACGUACUGAUAAAACAUUGGCACAUGCUCCUGGUUGCUGCAGUUAUAGGUUUUCAAAAGGUAGGGACUUUUCGGAUUGAAUAUCUUCUAGUGGGUCAAAAUAAAAAUAAAAUGCUUUCAAAAACCAUUAUUUUUUAAUUGGAAAUACAUAGAUUUUAAAAUUUGGUGAUUUUUUCUUUUAUUAUUGUGAUAAAAUCAAUAAUUCCUGUGAUAAAAGAACAAUAAAAUGUUCAUAUAUCCCAUGCCUAUUGUAUGUAAUAAGGGGUUGGUUGUUUUUAUGUAAGAUUCCUUGUAAUAAAAGCAUUAUGCAUCUCGCCAGUGUAAUAAAAAGCCUUUAUUUGAUUGUU
Molecule: messenger RNA, 3116 nt
Organism: Arabidopsis thaliana (thale cress)
Lineage: Eukaryota; Viridiplantae; Streptophyta; Magnoliopsida; Brassicales; Brassicaceae
Product: G patch domain protein
Exons: 3
Coding region: 159-740 (193 amino acids)
Source: RefSeq, marked reviewed